AUGGGCCGCAGGAUAAGCACAAGCUGCAGCACGAGUGGCCCUGCAUCUUGCCAAAACACUACGGUCGAGACGGACCUCUGCUGCUUUGAAGGAAAUGGCUUGAUUCAGCAUGUCCAGUUUUGGGACACAGACCCCGUAACAGGUCCAACAGACAGCUGGACUAUUCAUGGUCUCUGGCCGAAUUAUUGCGACGGCUCGUACCCUGAAGACUGCGGACCUGAAUCCCGCGAUUACUCCGACAUUACACAGCUAUUACAGGAUCAGGGCGCCUCGGACACGCUGAGCUAUAUGCAGACGUACUGGCUUAGCGACGACGAGUCAAAUGAAGACUUCUGGGAGCAUGAAUGGUACACGCAUGGAACUUGCUACACCACCCUGCAGACAUCCUGUCUCCCCAGCGACAGCCCGACGGGAGCCGAUGCUGUCGCGUUCUUCCAAACAGUCGUCGGCUUAUUCCAGGACAUGACGACGUAUGAAUGGCUCUCGCAGGCAGGCAUCACCCCAUCUGAGGAUACUACCUACAAGUUGUCCGAGCUGCAGGACGCUCUACAGAGUGCCUAUGGUUACACGGCCUCGUUCGAUUGCGAUGAUGACGAGCUGUACCAGAUCGAGUACUGGUUCAACAUACAGGGCUCGCUGCUGAAUGGAGACUUCGUACCCCUCGAUGCCUACGAGGCCGGCUCGUGCCGUUCAUCUGGAAUCAAGUACCUGCCCAAGUCGGACGACAACAGUGACGCAAGUAAGAAAAGGUCUCGUCUCGCUAAGCGGAAGGCUCUCUGAGCAGACGUGCGAAGUAGAGAUCGUGUAGGGGGUUAGAGCAACUGGGAUUUUGUCUUUCCUUUCUGUGCAUACAUAUCUCCGCAAUUUCUUGAAGCAUUGCACUCGGCACUGGACAUUGGAAUUCUUGUUGCCUUGAUAUAGGUUAGGCGCUGCAUACUUAGGAUGAAGUUCCGUGGAGGAUCCUGUAUGAGCAUAUUUGUCGAUGUGAUUAUUUGACCUGUGUGUACUAAAGUAACACGGCAGUAAAAUCAUUUCUGUUCGUCCUUGGCCUG
This is a messenger RNA of Postia placenta MAD-698-R-SB12, 1052 nucleotides long. RefSeq lists its product as hypothetical. NCBI's taxonomy places the organism in Eukaryota, Fungi, Basidiomycota, Agaricomycetes, Polyporales, Adustoporiaceae. The record is from RefSeq and is a predicted model, not a curated record. The transcript is spliced from 12 exons. Gene Ontology annotation, cellular component: extracellular region. The coding region runs from base 1 to 780 and encodes 259 amino acids. Gene Ontology annotation, molecular function: ribonuclease T2 activity; RNA binding. Gene Ontology annotation, biological process: RNA catabolic process.